CGCAGCCGCGCUGAGGCGGCGAGGCCAUGGCGGCGGCUUGGCUCUGCACAGUUAGAACUAAAGUCUGCACAGCAUCAGCUUUUGGGAGAUGUCUACAGAAGGAGCUCUGGACAAGGUCAUGGAGAAGGGAAGAUGCUGGCCUGCCCUGGACUUUUGGUUCGUGGGAGUGUUUGCAGUCACAAACCCAGCGAGCUCAUGGUGUCAGUAAUCGUCUCAGGAGACCACAAAUGCCGUCUGUGUGUCUGUCCCACUCGGCCUCUGCUGCUGUGGUCCAACAGAAGGCUGUGGAUGGGAGCACAGAAGAGUUCAAGCUGGUCUACAGGUUCCCAGGGAUAAAAUAUUGCAGAGUCCUGUCGAGACUGAAGCUGUUGCAGACUGCCACCUCCAUGAUCAUUCUGCCUCCUAUCUUCUACCUCUACCUGCAGGACCAGGUGUCUCAGAAUUUCCUCUUCUAUACAACUGGCAUCGCUGUCUUUGCUGGGGCAAUGUUGUAUGGUAUGAGCUACUUUUUCAGAAGAAUUAUUGGAUUAAUCUACUUAAGUGAAACGGGACAAACUGUCAGAGUGGCCCACUUGACAUUUUGGGGAAGACGUAAUGAUAUUUACUGCCCCAUAGAGACAGUGGUGACUUUGGAUGAAGUUGGAGAUAGCAAGGAUGAGCUACUUCACCAGUUCAAACGGUAUAACAGUACAGAUACUUUGUAUUUUACAAUUAAGUAUGGCCAGAUUGUAGACAGACAGAAAUUUACUCAAAUAUUUGGAGACCUUGUGUGACACAGCAGCUCAUUUCCAAUGAUCUUCCAUGUUGCGUGUUCAGUGUCCUUAUUGUUCCAUGAGGUUUAAGUCGUUUACCAAACUACACAUCUCUGUCCUUUUCCUGUGCAAAGCCUGCUGUAAGUGCACCCAGUAUAGAAAGUCGGUGGUAAAGCACAGCCCACUGGAUUAAAGGUCUUGCAGCUUGUGUAUGGUGUGAGGAGUGUCUGUCCCAUGUUGGAUUCAGUAAUGUCACAGCAUUCCAGGCCUGAACUGUCCUUGGAAUGUGCCGUAGGACACCAAAUUACUGGGGGUGACCCUGGCUUUUUGUUUCAGUUGGCCUCUUUGGUUGUUAUGAAACAUGAAAAAGCUCUUGAAAUGAAAUGCAAGAGCUGCCAGAGCAUCCUCACUUCAAACUCAGUGUUUCUUUUAGCUAAUUUCAGGUUGGCUACGAAGCCUCUGGAAAUAAAAGCUGGUCUGGUACAUCUAUAUGAUGGAUGUCAGAGAGGGACAUGCUCACGUGUUAAUGCAGUUGAGGGAACUGGGAAGGUGUGUGGGCUGUCCUGGCCCCAGGAGGGAGGGCUCUCCGGGAUGGGAGUAGAACUGGGCAAAACAGCAAGAGACGCUGGCAGCUCAGCUGCUGCGUUAAAGGCUGGGACAAUAGCUCAGGAGCCUCUUACAGAAAUUGCCAUUCUUCACUGGAACAGGAAAAGCAGCACCUGUCUCCAUGUAGGGUUGUGGUCUUAUUCCAUGGUACUGGUACGAUUUCUCCUCUUCCAAAACCUCAGUAGAAAUGAGGAAUUUAAACCCAAGAAAGAAGCAAACCUAUCACCUAUAACACGUAACACAUUUUUGAACUAUCAGAAGCAAGAUAAUUCCUUACACCCCUCUUCUAACUUCCUUUGAAACUGGCAAAUAAACUGACUCACCAAUGA
Messenger RNA from Sturnus vulgaris (Common starling), 1687 nucleotides. It is a transcript of the gene TMEM186, whose product is annotated as transmembrane protein 186. Gene Ontology annotation, cellular component: mitochondrion. Lineage: Eukaryota; Metazoa; Chordata; Aves; Passeriformes; Sturnidae. The record is from RefSeq and is a predicted model, not a curated record.